Molecule: messenger RNA, 2033 nt
Organism: Saccostrea echinata
Lineage: Eukaryota; Metazoa; Mollusca; Bivalvia; Ostreida; Ostreidae
Product: AN1-type zinc finger protein 2A-like
Exons: 11
Coding region: 90-890 (266 amino acids)
Biological process (GO): proteasome-mediated ubiquitin-dependent protein catabolic process; protein targeting to ER
Cellular component (GO): endoplasmic reticulum; cytoplasm
Molecular function (GO): zinc ion binding
Source: RefSeq, a predicted model, not a curated record
AAAUAGCGAUGUUAAAUCAAACAGCAUAGUCAUUGGUCACCAUUUAGUACUCGUCUAAGGAAAGUGGAAAAGCUUGUGUAUUAUAGAAGAUGGAGUUUCCAGACUUAGGCCAAAAUUGCCAUGAGAAAACUUGUAAACAACUGGAUUUCCUACCCAUGAAAUGUGAUGCUUGUUCUCAGAUAUUUUGCAGAGACCACAUACACUACAACACACACAACUGUCCAGAAUCAUACAAAAAGGAUAACCAAGUACCUGUUUGUCCAUUAUGUAACACUCCAAUCCCUGUGAAGAAGGGGGAGAUGCCAGAUGUGGUAGUAGGCCAACAUAUAGACCGAGAUUGUCAAUCUGAUCCCGCCCGCAAGAGGAGAAAGGUAUACACUAACAAAUGCUCAUACAAAGGCUGCAAACAGAAAGAGUUGGUUCCAGUUUUAUGUGAAAAAUGUCAACAGAACUUUUGUCUGAAGCAUCGCUUUGAGUCGGAUCACAACUGUAAAGGAUUCCAGGACACGGGGAGGGGGAUGUCUAGGACGGGUGCUGCGGCUAUAUUUAGAAAUAUGCAGUCUUCCAGUAAGCCGACGACAAGUGGUGCUAGUAAACCGAUGACAAAACCUCAGACCACAUCCUUAUCACAACUGGGCAGGGAACUAGACAGUGAGAGAAGACAGAGGCAAGCCGCAACAGCUCAGUCUGUUCAGGGGGGAAUGACAGAAGAUGAGGCAUUAGCACAGGCAAUUCAACAGUCUUUGGCCAAUUCAUCUCAGCCACAGCCACCCUCAAAACCACUAACACAGCAGGAGAAAGAGGACCUACUUUUAGCUCAGGCCAUAGCAGCUAGUCAGGAAGAGAACCAGCGAGAGCAAAGGAGAAGGAUGCUGUUGGCAGCAAGAUAGAAAACAGGUUAGAAUUCAGCCUUGUCUGUUUUCUAUUGUAGCAAGAAGCCGCUCAGCGUAGAGAAGCAAAUAAAACAUCAUGUCAGCUAUCUUGACGACUACAACAUUUUAUUCAGGAAAACUGUGUUCUCUUUUUAUUAUGAUUGUUAACAUAUUUAAUAUUUUAUAUUAUAUUAUUUUAUUGUAAUAUUUAGGUGGUCAUCUUGAAUAGAAAUUGUGAAAGUAUUCUUGUAUUUUAAAAAUGCAUACUUUUUAUUAUGGUAAGCUAUUAUUGCACUAGUGUGAAGAAUAAUAAUUUUUAAAGAUACAUGUACAUACAUGUACCAAAAACAAUUUUCUUAUCUUGCACACGGAAGAAUUUAUACAUGGCAUUUUUUUAUAUUUCAUUCAUCUUAAAUCCAUUAAAUUAGGAAAUUUUAGUGGUGUAAGAAAUAGAGACUUGAAUAUGUUCCCAGAAACUUUACAGUUAAAAAAAACUUCAUGUAUUCCUAAAACUUCUCAUAAAUUAUUGACUGUAAAGUUACAUUUACCCACUUUUCAGCAAAUUAUUUGGCUUCAUCAAACAGAGAGUUGUUUAACCAACCAGAUACAUGUAUCACUUCUUUAGUGAGAGGGGCACCUACAUGUAUUUAAGCGCAGACAUUUGAAUUUUGGAAGAAAAAAAUUGUUAUAUUUAUCCUCUGGGAUUUACAUGUAUCUUCUCCAUUAUUUUUUACGCUUAUGCAAAUGGUUAUCAGACAUUGUUGCAUUAGCAUCAAAGGUUUUUAAUCCACUUUUUUUGUUAAAAAGGCAAGAUGACAGAAUUAUAUUUAUUAAGAGUCUUCAUUUUCAUGAGCCUUUGCAUUAUUAACAGAUCAAUUUCAACCUGAAGGUGGUGAUUUCAAGUUUUUCUUUGUUUUGUAUUUUUAAAAAGAUCAGCAAGAUAUGAGCUUAAUAUAGUAUGUGUUAUAUUAACACAAAGGUGGAAAUUAUAGUUCAUAAACAUUACUAUGAUUGGUUUUGAUUAAAAAAAUGUCAGUAUAUUGACUUAUCAAAAUAUUGUAUUGUACGCCUUCUAAAAAUUUAUUUCAAUUUUUUGUCCUAUUUCAAUACCUAAUAUACAUUUUAAUUGUUGAAUACAUCUGGGUUAAGAGCUAUGUAUGU